CUAUCUUCCACCCAGCUCAUUUAAAAACACAAAGCUGGAAGAGCAAUGGCUAGAUUACAGCAAAUACUGAGUGUGUUGUGUAUAUGUGUGAGUGUUUGUGUGUGUAAGGUAUCGAUGCGUGGUCAGGUUCAGUCUCCUUUGUAUCCAAAGCCUUACCCCACUAGUGUUAAUCAGCAGUGGGAUCUGGAGGUUCCACAUGGCUAUCAAUUUCAGUUCACUUUUUAUCACCUGGACAUAGAACCAUCAUUUAACUGUGUCAACGACUCUCUCAUGGUUCUGCAUGGUAAGAAACUUUUGGGAAAGUUCUGUGGCCAAAAUUCCACAUAUCCACAUCAUCCUGGCAACAAUCCUAUUUUGUUUAAAAGCAACCAUCUCCAGCUGGUGUUUGUGACUGAUCUAUCAAACACAGAAACACAUUUUGGGUUCUCCGCCGUUUACCAGGCAGUUGUGGACUGCAAUAGAGGAGUUUUUACAGAACCCAAGGGAGUUCUCUUAAGUCCUGGAUACCCAAAUGCUGCUCCUCUUGGAGUGAACUGCUUGUACAUUAUAUCUGUUAAGCCCGGUUUUCAGAUAAGUCUAAACUUCAGUGAUGACUUCCGCAUUAUGAAGGUUCAUGCAGAGGAACCCUCCUGCUCAAUCCACUGGCUAGAGUUGUCUGUCCCAGGUAAAACUUCAAAGAAGCUUUGUGGAGAUAAUAGCCCUGGAGUCAUUCACACUGGUUCACACACUGUAUAUCUUGGAUUUCACACCGAUCCAUGGAUGAAGGGUGGAGGAUUCAGACUUCACUACACAACCCAGAGAGUGGAGUGUAAAAUUGAAGGUGGAAUCCCAAAUGGCCGAGUCACUCUAGGCAGCUGUGACACUGAAUACAAACUUUAUACGGUGUCAAACACUGGUGAAACUCCAAAGAAUCUUUCUGGAGUAGAAGACUGUAAAAUUGAAGGAGGAAUCUGCAAAAAUAAACACACUCACUAUUUGCCAAAAUAUUGCUACAGAGAUUACAUUGAAGUUCACUGUGACACCGGAUACAAACUCACAAUGGGAGAAAAUGAAAUUAAAAGUUAUAAAUCGUUGUGUCAGGAGAACGGGACGUGGCAUUUACCAUUACCUGAGUGCAAAAUUAUUGAUUGUGGAGAACCAAAGAGUUUACUGAACGGUGGAUUUAAAUAUUUAGCCAAUUCUAAAAAUGAGUACAUGUCUGUCAUUCAGUAUCACUGCAACGAACCCUUCUAUGCUUUCAAAGACACAAACAAAAUAAAUUUCACCUGUGAUGCUGAUCGAAAAUGGAGAGGAUAUGACGAUGACAUCAUACCACGUUGUUUCCCAGUGUGUGGGCGUCCUGUAGUGGAUAUUGCUGGUGGUCAUGGUCGGGUUUUAGGAGGACAAAAAGCAGUAGACAAUUCAUUUCCCUGGCAGGUGUAUCUACUGGUGGAAGGUGGAGGAAGAGGAGGAGCGAUUGUGAUUGGGGAGAAAUGGCUCCUCACUGCCGCUCACAUGUUCAACAAAGACAAUUUGUCUAAAGAUGAAUUAAAGACAUUUGUUGGAAGCAACAAAGUGAGCGACUAUUUUGAAAGCAACACAUCGUUUAAAGCACUUCCUAUUGAAUCAUUUCACAUCCAUCCAGGAUAUAAAAGGCCAGAUUACAAUAAUGAUAUUGCAUUAAUUAAGCUGGCAUCAUCCCUCACCUUUAAUGCAGGUGUAAUGCCAGUGUGUCUUCCUGCACAGGACUCUGGGCUUCAAAAUUCUGGAUGGGUCUCUGGAUUUGGAAUAACAGAGAGAUACCGCACUGCUAAUCAUCUCAGGUACAUCACUCUUCCCAUAGUGGAUCAAGAAGUGUGUUGUUUUUCUUUUGAGGAGGUGAAAAAGACAGGAGGUAAUGUGUCCAAUCUGACGGAGAACAUGUUCUGUGCUGGACUUCCUGAAGGAGGGAAGGACACGUGUCAAGGAGAUGCUGGCUCUGGUUUUGUCACGAAAAAGAAUGAUGUGUUUUAUGUAGCAGGAAUUGUUAGCUGGGGAGUCGAAUGUGGAAGACCAGGAAGAUACGGAGUAUACACACGUGUAGCUCGAUACACAAACUGGAUCCAGAAAAUAAUGGAAGAACCCUAAUAAAUAAUUUAAUUAAAAUGACAAAAUCUAAUUAAACAAUAAGAACUCGUGUUACAGUUAUGCUUUAAUCUAAUCCUCAGCUUUAACACAUUUUCUUGUGUGUUAUUGGCUCAAGUAAGAAACAGCAUUAACUGUCACCAUUGUUUAUAAAAAAAAACUGUGCCUAUAACUAUGUUUUUAAAAUCAAAAACACACAUACCCUUAUAGCAUACCCAAUUACCUGUUGUAUUCAAUCUGUAUUUUGAAAACAGCAGUUUUAACUAUUAAAUCAUUUCAAUUGCA
Silurus meridionalis is the source of this 2388-nucleotide messenger RNA. RefSeq names its product complement C1r-A subcomponent-like. The coding region runs from base 46 to 2106 and encodes 686 amino acids. Gene Ontology annotation, biological process: complement activation; proteolysis. Gene Ontology annotation, cellular component: extracellular region. Lineage: Eukaryota; Metazoa; Chordata; Actinopteri; Siluriformes; Siluridae. The transcript is spliced from 14 exons. Gene Ontology annotation, molecular function: serine-type endopeptidase activity. The record is from RefSeq and is a predicted model, not a curated record.